AUGGACAAAUUGAUGCAGAAUAACAUCAAUGAUGGGAACACUACAACAAAUGCUGCACCCCCUAAUGUAGCCACUAUACCACCAAGAGGAAGAGGCAGCACCACUCGAAAAGGACUGGCAGCCACUACAACACCUCCAACUCCAACACAAAACGCAGCAGCUACACCACCACCCCCUGCUCAACCUAGGGUUGUCAGGCCUGAUGUUGGGUCUAGAUCCCAAAUUUCUGCAUCUCCAUCUAAUGCUGCAGUCCCAUGUAGUGGGACUGGGUCAAUGCCACAAGGUCCAUUAGUUAGGCCCACUCUUCAGGCCCAACCUACAGCACCAUUUAGGCCACCAAUUGUGACUAGGGAGACCAUGGCAGUAGCAAGCCCAGCCACACAGAGCAGGUUUACAGGCUUCAUGCCCACCCCAUCCUUAAAGAAGAAAGAGCCAUCCGGACCAUCACCAUCAAAACCAUCAACAAAUGACAAGAACUGA
Messenger RNA from Arachis stenosperma, 480 nucleotides. RefSeq lists its product as uncharacterized. Lineage: Eukaryota; Viridiplantae; Streptophyta; Magnoliopsida; Fabales; Fabaceae. The coding region runs from base 1 to 480 and encodes 159 amino acids. The record is from RefSeq and is a predicted model, not a curated record. The transcript has a single exon.